Messenger RNA from Thunnus maccoyii (southern bluefin tuna), 3168 nucleotides. RefSeq names its product Ran GTPase activating protein 1b (gene rangap1b). The record is from RefSeq and is a predicted model, not a curated record. The coding region runs from base 118 to 1839 and encodes 573 amino acids. The transcript is spliced from 16 exons. Lineage: Eukaryota; Metazoa; Chordata; Actinopteri; Scombriformes; Scombridae. Gene Ontology annotation, molecular function: GTPase activator activity; small GTPase binding. Gene Ontology annotation, biological process: signal transduction; activation of GTPase activity; nucleocytoplasmic transport. Gene Ontology annotation, cellular component: nucleus; cytosol; perinuclear region of cytoplasm.
AUGAAGAAGAAACCAGGCAGUAUGACGUCACGUGGUUUAGCAACCGGCGCAAAAGGAGCGGCGUGUGUGUCAAAGCUAUCACUUCAUUUCCGUGGAAAUUACUCUUUGUGAGUCGUUAUGGCUUCAGAUGACAUUGCUCAGCUGGCUGAUGCUCUUUCCAAGACCCAUGUCGGGGAUGGAGAGUUGAGCUACAAAGGCCUGGGACUGAAGCUGGACAAUGCUGAGUCAGUGGAAGAGCUGGUCCGUGAGAUCGAGCAGUACCACAGUCUGAGAGCUUUGCGCCUGGAGGGGAACACUGUGGGAGUGGAGGCAGCCCGAGCCAUCGCCAAGGCUCUAGAGAGCAAAGACCUGCUCCAGAGAUGCUAUUGGAGUGACAUUUUCACCGGGAGGCUACGUUCUGAAAUCCCAACAGCCCUGAGGUCCUUGGGCAAUGGAUUAAUGAGUGCAGGGGCCAGGCUGACCGAGCUGGACCUGAGUGAUAACGCCUUCGGGCCAGACGGUGUGAAGGGAAUCGAGCAGCUGCUGAAGAGCCCGUCCUGCCACACCCUGAGAGAGCUGAGGCUUAACAAUUGUGGCAUGGGGAUCGGAGGAGGAAAGAUCCUGGCUGAAGCUCUGAUCGAGUGCCACAGACAGUCGUCGGCCCUCGGAGCUCCACUCAAACUGAGAGUGUUUAUCGCAGGGAGGAACCGCCUGGAGAAUGAAGGAGCCAGCGCCCUGGCCAAAGCCUUCCAGCUGAUGGGCAGCCUGGAGGAGGUCCACAUGCCCCAGAAUGGAAUCAACUACGCAGGUGUGAUGGCGUUAGCCUCAGCCAUGCGACACAACCCAGAGCUCCGUGUCCUCAACUUCAAUGACAACACCUUCACAAAGAGGGGAACGCUGGCCAUGGCACAGGCUCUGAGGCACCUGAGGAACGUCCAGGUGAUCAACUUUGGCGACUGUCUGGUCCGCUGUGAGGGAGCUAUCGCCCUCGCCGCAGUCCUGAGAGAAGGAUUGCCCAUCCUGAAGGAGCUCAAUCUGUCAUUUGGUGAGAUCACUGAGGCGGCGGCGCUAGUGGUGGCUCGGGCUGUCAUGGACAAACCACACAUGGAGAAAGUGGAUCUGAACGGUAAUAGUCUGGGAGAGGAGGGCUGUGAGGCUUUGAGGGCAGCUAUGGACAACAUGGACAAAGGAGACAUGCUGGCGUCACUCAGUGAUGACGAAGGAGAACCUGAUGACGAAGAUGAUGAAGAUGACGAAGAAAACGAUGAUGAUGAUGCGAGUGACAACUGUGAUGAAGAUAAUGAAGAGGACAGUGAAUAUGUGAAGGAAAAUGGCAUGACAAGAAAAGAAGACAGUCCUGUUAAACCUCAGAGCCCAGCAGAGGUCAUGUCUUUCCUCAGCUGCCCGUCUGCUGAGAAGCUUCUUCAGCUGGGAGAGAUGAGGACAGAUCUGCAGCAACAGGUGGAUGCAUCUGACCCACACAAAGCCGCUGAUGUGCUUCUGAAUAUCGCUUCUUUGUACAGCGAGGAACCAGAGACCAAGGUAGCCGUUCUGGAAACUACAGACGCGUUGCUGAAGAAGCUCCUCUGUGGUUCAGCCCUCCCGUCAUACUGCUUCCUCUCCACGCUGCUGGUCAGGAUGGGGCUCCUUAAGGGAGAGGGGAAGACGAAAAAGGCGUCGCUGAUCCCAGGUCAGCUGUUGUGUUUGGAACACGCCGUCCAGCAGGAUUACUUCCCCCAGCACCACGCCUCGCUGCUUCACACCUUCCUGUCCAAGAACGGUGAGGCUCUCAAGUCCUGCAGCAGUAGCAAAGAGAGGCUGAGCUCUGCUCUGGAGAAGAGGUGCCUCGACCAACACUGAUCAACCACUGCCAGCACCGACACACACACACACACACACACACACACUGUACAGACAUCCAUCUUUUCACCAACAGGGAAGCUUUUACACUUGAACAAGGGACAAAGACGACCACUGAUCUCCACUCUUACUUGUAUAUUUUAUGAAGACAUGACAAAGACUGUCCAGGACGUCUUCUAAUUUUUAUUUUUCUACUUACGCUUGUGACUUAUAUUUUUAUAGAAAAUAAACAUAUAAAUGAUAAAAAUAUAGAACUUCACAUCAGUUAACCUCGAGGUUAAUGUGUAAAAAUCAAACUGAUUGUAACUUGGAGUGGAGCUAACAUUAGACGAUAUCAGUCUGGCACCUUGUGUAGCAUAUUGCUUUGCAUUUAGCGAAGCAAGUCAUUUUAUAUAGUUUCAAAGUUUACUGUUAAAUCUUGGAACAAAGCAGCGCACCUCUUUCAGAAUAAGGUGAAUGAGGUCAUUUCCAGGUCUCGGUGAGUUUGGAAAUUGGCAAAGUAAAGCAGGUAUUAUUGAAAUGUUCUACAGAUUUGCUGUAGUGUCAAACUUGUAUCACACAUGCUCUGAUAUUUGUCGCUGUCAAAACUUCACUUUGGAGUUUUGAGGUAUAAUCAGUAGGCACAAGACAAUUAUUCAUGUAAAUCAUACAGAACAAAAAAAGUCUUUAAAUCAAAAUAAAUCAGUCAGAAAUAAAGACCUGGCUUUAUUGUUCCAUUUUAUCAAUAUGAUGCAUUACACACUGUUAAUGUUUGUUGUCGUUGCUUAUCUGAAAAGAAUAAAAAAGGAAUGGAAACAAACUUUUAGGGCAGACUGUCCAGUCAGACAUCACGCUGCUUUUGCUCGUAAGGUUCAGUCAAGUCAGAGCGCUGUGUGCAUCAGACUGUGAGCAGGAAUGAGCUUCACACACACACACACACAUAUACACACACUCAUGAACUUGAAUACACACCGCAUGUGUGCAUCACCCUGCACUGAGCACAGUCAUAACACUGCACAGCUCAGGGGACCACUAUCACUUUUACCUGCUGUUUUUUUUUUUUUCUUUUCUUUUUGUGAUCCAUAUUCAACAGUCUUAGUGAAAGCUCUUGUACGACUUUGUGUUACACGCAUUCAGUCGCAGUGCAUUACCUCAUAUAGCCGUUAAUGCUUGUCGGUAAUGUAAUAGAGCAUUUAAGGGAAUAAGGUGAGAAAGGGAUAUUCUUUAAUGACAUUUAGAUAAUCUUCUGAAUAACAUAGACAAUGAGGAUCACAUAUAUAUUGUCAUGAUGUUUGUUUAAUGUUUUGUACUGAAGCUCUGUCAUAAAUUUAACUAAUCUAACAAGGCUGA